Molecule: messenger RNA, 1629 nt
Organism: Chrysoperla carnea
Lineage: Eukaryota; Metazoa; Arthropoda; Insecta; Neuroptera; Chrysopidae
Product: zinc finger protein OZF-like
Exons: 8
Coding region: 1-1440 (479 amino acids)
Biological process (GO): regulation of transcription by RNA polymerase II
Cellular component (GO): nucleus
Molecular function (GO): zinc ion binding; RNA polymerase II cis-regulatory region sequence-specific DNA binding; DNA-binding transcription activator activity, RNA polymerase II-specific
Source: RefSeq, a predicted model, not a curated record
AUGGAUAUUAAAAAUUUAUUUUGCCGUUUAUGUGCUGAAUUACAGCCAGAUUAUAAUUUAUUAGAAAUAAGUGAUGAUAAAGCAACAAAUAUGAAUUUGGCCAAUAAAAUAAUGCAAUGUUACAAUGUGAAAAUAACGAAAGAUGAUGUUUUACCGCGACAUGUUUGUUCGAAUUGUUGUGAUAAAGUGAUCAAUGCAUUUGAAUUUCAUGAAUUAGUACACAAAUCACAAGAAUUCUUAAUGAAACAAAUGAUCAAAGUGAAACAAGAGAAUAUCGAAUCAUCAAAUUCAUAUAACGAUGAUUUAAAUGUAAAUGAUUUUAGUGAUGAUUUCUUAAAUACUACUAAACAAGAAAAUAAUUCUGAUGACAGCAAUUCUGAAGAUGAAAACUCACUGAUACAAAAUAAAUCUACAUUAAAGGAUCCACAAAAUAGUAUAUCUAAACGAGAAUAUUUGUCUGACCGUGACGUUGAAUGUGUAGUCAAAGAAAUUAAAACACCAAAACGGAAAUCCAAAAAAUGGAAGUGUGUUGAUUGUGAUAUAUACUUGGCAAAUCAUAUGAAAUUUCGUGAUCAUUGCUUGAAUGAACAUAAUCGUGAACCAGAAUUUCCAUGCCCAGAUUGUUCAAAAGUCUACAAUAAAUACGAUAGUUAUUUUGCACAUAUACGAUCACAUAAAGGAAAAUUUGUCUGUGAAAUUUGUAAUAAAGUAUGUCGAGCUAAUUCAAUAUUACAACGUCAUAUGAAAACACAUUCAUCUGAAACUCCGUUCCCAUGCAUGGAAUGUAAUAAAUCAUUCAAAACUGAGGAAUAUUUACAAAAACAUCAGAACGUACAUUUGCCUGAAGGAAUUAAAAAGAAAAAGCCAAAAGUUUAUUCGUGCGAUUUAUGUUAUAAAACAUUUACAAAAGAAGAAAAUUUAAUAGCACAUAAAGAAAAUCAUGGUCCUGAAGAGCCCGCUAGAAAUUUCGUAUGCGAUAUAUGUGGUAAUAAUUUUACACGAAAGGGUAAUCUAAAACAACAUAUGACCACACAUAAUAAUGCAGUUCCAUUGAGAUGCGACAAGUGUCCAACAGUAUUUAAAAACGAGCGCAGUUUACGAAGACAUCAAAUAUGUCACACGAAUACUAUGCCAUAUACAUGUGAUGUAUGUUUACGACCAUUUCGACAUAAACGUGGUUUAAAACGACAUGCUGAAAUUCAUACGAAUCUAUUACCUCAUGAAUGCGAAUACUGUCAAAAACGUUUUAGACAAAAAUCCUUUUUAAAGAUACACAUAAGGCAACACACAGGAGAACGACCAUAUUCCUGUCUAGAAUGUAAUCAUAGUUUUACAAAUGAUUCGAAUUUCAUAAAACACUUAAAAGGACGCCAUGGAUUAGCUAAUGUUUCAGUAGCAAAUCAACGGCAGUAUCCAUUUGUAUACAAAACGGAUGAAUAAAAAUAUAUAAAGAAAGCAUAUUAAUGAGGAAAAUUUAUUUAUUGGGAAUAUGAAAAGUACUAAUAUAUACUCUGCGCCAAAAAAUCUACAAGAUCUUGAUUUCGAUAGCGUGUGUAGCAAAUUUAAUAUAGUGAGCUAUAAUCAUAAUUAACAUAAAAUAAUUGUGGUGUAGUUAUUAUGUAUUCUCUA